AUGGUUCUGAGCGAAAGGGAUGCCGGCAAGAAUUUGAGCACAGCCGCAGCGAGAGGAAAGGUGCAGGAGGUACGGAGGAUGCUGGAGGAACAUCGCGUACAUCCUGACACAGUGAACGAAUUCGGCAAGACCGCUCUUCAGGUGAUGAUGAUGGGCAGCACCAACGUCGCGUGUCUACUGCUGGAGCAUGGCGCCAAUGCAAACGUGCAGGACCGCCACGGUGUCACGCCAGCACACGACGCAGCUCGGACCGGAUUCGUGGACACGCUGCGAGUUCUGGUGGAGUUCGGAGCGUCCGUCAACACGCCAGACAACGCCGGAGCUCUGCCCAUCCACAUAGCCAUCCGAGAGGGCCACACCGACGUGGUGGAGUUUCUGGCGCCCCGUUCCAACCUGAGUCACCAAGACACGAGUGGGGACACGGCUUUGGACGUCGCCCGCGCCGCGCGAAUUCCCCACGUAGUGGAACUGCUUGAACGCCAGAUGGAGUCCAGCCUUAAGUUUCAGGCUUAGACGCCCUCAGUCUUUGAGAC
Molecule: messenger RNA, 533 nt
Organism: Megalops cyprinoides (Indo-Pacific tarpon)
Lineage: Eukaryota; Metazoa; Chordata; Actinopteri; Elopiformes; Megalopidae
Product: cyclin-dependent kinase 4 inhibitor D-like
Exons: 2
Coding region: 1-513 (170 amino acids)
Biological process (GO): regulation of cyclin-dependent protein serine/threonine kinase activity; negative regulation of cell population proliferation
Cellular component (GO): nucleus
Molecular function (GO): protein kinase binding; cyclin-dependent protein serine/threonine kinase inhibitor activity
Source: RefSeq, a predicted model, not a curated record